GUUGAGUGAUGAGAUUCAGAAUAUUAGGAAGGCGUGGCCAGUAAUCAAACUGCUGGAGUUUCCAGUGAAGGCUGUGCGCGUCCUUCCUCAGGUUUCGGUAGCCGACCAGUCAGACAGACAGUCUAUCAGCGGGACCGGGGAGCUGCGCGUAUAGGACACACGGAGAGCUGGACAAAGCGCACCGGGUCGGCGCAUGUAUUUGCCCAUAUUUCUUUCCUCUCUUCUAUUCUGCUGCGUCUCCAAUGCUGGAUGCUGGAUGCAAUCCAUCCGCGUGUCAACAACACACCUCUGACGGACAAAACAUGGACAGUCUAGGCAGCCGCUGUAAGAUUGUGGUGGUCGGGGACACGCAAUGUGGGAAAACAGCACUCCUGCACGUUUUUGCCAAGGACUGCUAUCCAGAGAACUACGUGCCUACGGUGUUUGAAAACUACACAGCCAGCUUUGAGAUAGACAAGCACCGGAUUGAGCUGAAUAUGUGGGACACGUCAGGUUCCUCUUAUUACGAUAAUGUGAGGCCGCUGGCGUAUCCUGACUCGGAUGCAGUUCUCGUCUGUUUCGACAUCAGCCGCCCAGAGACUUUGGACAGUGUCAUAAAGAAGGUCAGUGUUUUUUUUUUCAUCUUCUCCUCUCAACACUUUGGAUCAGCAUUCAAUAUCUGCUGUGACACCGGAGAACCAACCGGGAAAAAAAAAAAUCAGUUUCUCCCGAUCAGCAUCUUGUUCCCACUCAGCAGCAGCAGCAGCAGCAGCAGCAGCAGCAGCAGCAGCAGCUUGCAUUUUCAUGGCUCAACAAUAGAGCAAAUCAGCACAGAGGUUAGAGCCUCCCGCUCCUUUAUCUCAUUAAAAGGUCCAUGGACACUUGACCCGUGGGCCUCUGAGGAACGGAAGGUCAGAGUGAAGAAUGAAAGGAGAGGCUUUGCAUCCGAGUGGCUGCGAGAGGAAUAUCACGUACGCAAAUUAGCCACAUCAGCCAUAUCAAAGGGGAGCUGUUGCAGAGUCUGUUCCCGAGUACUUAAAUGGCUCUUUUGUAGGCAAUCUAAAAUUAUAUUGAAAUUAAAAACCAAAGUUUUAAGCAGAAAAGUUGGCCAGAUGGUGGCACUUAAAAUUUGUAAUGGAAUCUAUGGUUCAGAUGUUGCGAUACUGGAGUUGAGUUUGGGGUGGCGGUUAAAGUGUGAUACUGGCAGGGCGAGGUUGUGGUCAUGGAAGUGUUUUUACAGCUGGUGGCAAUACCUAUUGUAUAUGUAGGGACACCCAACGUAAUGGCUGUGUUUGCGUGGAUGGGUGUCACAUAAAAUAGGCCUGUGCCUGUUAGUGGUCUCUCAUCUUGAAGCCAUGUGUGUGUGUUUGCCUUUGAACUGCGCUCCCUGUGGGCCAAAGACAGUUCCCACGGCUGGCCCGUUGACGUGUUUAGUGGUCUGAGGGGAGCUGCUAAAAUGCCCCUUGCAGAUUUCGUAGAACUAACCUUUUUUUUUUUUUUACUCACACAUAUCUCACAAGCCUCAGUGCUCUCUGUCAACAGGGGGAAGCAGAGCUGCCGUCAAGCUUUUUGGUUUUCCCAUGUAUCCCUUGGCAGGGGGUUACCAUGACCCCUGACCCCUAGCUGUCGCCCUGGUAAUCUCUGAAACUCAGGGGCACAUGGAAAACCUGUUGCACAAUCACCAUCCCAAAUUAGACUCUUGACCUCUAGGAACAAGCAAACCAAGGUUUCUGGAUGACAGCUCGGGGAGGAGAGCGGGUUAAACAAUCAAAGCUUUUGAUAGGGUAUUAUUGGUAGAAUAGGGGUGGGCUUGAAAGGUCAAAGGUUGUUUUCAACAUAAAGGGCGAAUGGACACCCUGACAUUCUGCACACGGCAUAAGGAAUAUUUCAGGGCUGUCGGCUGCAGUCGUGUAUUAACCAGCAGGGAAAAGAGAGUGUUGGUUCAGUGUCAGAAGUGACAUUUAAGACUGCUCAGACCUUUUCUGUACAGAACCUGAAAUACAUUGACGGGUACUGGAGAAACCUGAACCACGGUGGCAUGAAUAAAGAGCAAGCAAUGUGAAGAUGUGAUACAUUUCAGUAUAUUAUGUGCAUUUUUCACUGCUUUCUGGUAUUGACCAAACAAUUAAGGGGUUAACCGAGAGAAUAAUUGUCAUUCAUUUACAAAAAUGUUAGUUGAAGCCCUAAUGUCACUAUGCAUUGAUGAAUUUAUGCUUUACAGGAGUGCAACUAACCAUUUAUUUUUUCAAUUAAUUGAUUUGCCUUUAAGUCUCAGGAAUGCUGUUAUCAGUAGAUUCUAAAGACAUUUUCAUUUCUCUUUGACUCCUCAGCUGAACAAUUGUCUUUUAUCAAGAGAGCAUUAAUCCCCAUCGAGCUCAGGUGUCCAGUGUCGGACGACCAAAAGGUCGUCACUGUAUCGCAGUCGGUACAGGCAGCUCUACGCUCGUGUUUGGCACAAUCAGUGAUGCAUCUCUGUCGGUUCAU
Messenger RNA from Anarrhichthys ocellatus (wolf-eel), 2463 nucleotides. It is a transcript of the gene rnd2, whose product is annotated as Rho family GTPase 2. The record is from RefSeq and is a predicted model, not a curated record. NCBI's taxonomy places the organism in Eukaryota, Metazoa, Chordata, Actinopteri, Perciformes, Anarhichadidae. The coding region runs from base 243 to 1247 and encodes 334 amino acids. Gene Ontology annotation, molecular function: GTPase activity; GTP binding. Gene Ontology annotation, biological process: small GTPase-mediated signal transduction. The transcript is spliced from 3 exons.